Suillus plorans is the source of this 1736-nucleotide messenger RNA. Its product is annotated as TFIIH subunit Tfb4/p34. Gene Ontology annotation, cellular component: transcription factor TFIIH core complex; transcription factor TFIIH holo complex. The transcript is spliced from 8 exons. Bases 482 to 1411 code for a protein of 309 amino acids. Lineage: Eukaryota; Fungi; Basidiomycota; Agaricomycetes; Boletales; Suillaceae. The record is from RefSeq and is a predicted model, not a curated record. Gene Ontology annotation, biological process: nucleotide-excision repair; regulation of DNA-templated transcription.
AACGUGAUUCACCCAAAGCUUGUGCCGUGGACGUCCGUCCUCUCGUCUCUCCAACACACCGGCCUGAAAUUUAAAGCCCUCCCGAGGCACGAGUGGAUCAAGGCUUUGCGCGCUAGCCCUAUUGAUGAAGUGAAUAACCCGAGCCGGAAGCUGUUGACAUUUUUUGAGAACAAAUACGGACAAGAGGAACUGGCUACGCGGUACCCAUUGCUGACAGUGCAAAGUGAGAAAGCAAGUAAGAGUCUCACGAGUGCACCUAUCGCUGAUGAUGGACUGGUGAGGAAGUGGGUAGCUGCUUGGAGAGAGACAGGUUUUUUGGCUUGACACUCGGAGCAGUUGGUUCAAGCUCGUGAAUGCUGAUAAUGAACCUCCUUAUAAACAUCUCACCCUUGCAUUACUGAUAUACCAGGAGUCGUCAGUUGAUCAUCAGAUAGAGAUUCAGAUAUUGGACGCUUAAAUACGUACUUAGGGUUUAAGCAACAUGAUAACUGCAUACUUAUUGUGGCUGUACCGUAGUAGUACCAGUCAUGCACCAAACUGGACAAAAUACUUGACAUGCAUCAUUUCAGCCAUGGAGAAAGCAUCUCACUUAUCCGUGAUAGUAGACCUAUCUCCAACGCAAUGGCACCUCUCUGCGCAAACUUCAAACCAGUAUCCACUCUCCAUUGAGACGUUCCUCUCGCAGCUCCUCGCAUUUCUGAAUGCGCAUAUCGCAUCCAAGCAUGAGAACUCACUUGUAGUCUUUGGCGCGUUUCCUGGGAAGAGUGUAUUGCUCUAUUCAUCCACGGAGCUGCUCUCGGAUGACGUGCCCUCAUUGGAUGCUAACUCGUAUCUGCCAUUCAAGCUUGUGGACUCGACAGUUGUACAGAGGAUCAUGAAUGAGUUUGAUGCUAUCGGAGAGCUCGACGAAGAACCUUCAUGUGCAUUGGUAGGCGCUGUGACGAAGGCCCUGUGUUACAUCAACCGCAUCACCCAUCCCUCAUCAACGACAGCCGGUGUCGCAGAGGACCCGUCGAUCGUCCACGACCCUCGCAUCUUAAUCCUUUCAGUCUCCCCUGACUUGUCUUCUUCGUACAUCCCAAUCAUGAACGCUAUCUUCUCCGCACAAAAACUGAAAGUGACAAUUGACGUGUGCAAAGUCUAUGGACCCGAUACCGUAUUUUUGCAGCAAGCAGCUCACCUAACGAACGGGUCCUACAUCUACCUGGAACGCCGAGAUGCACUCCUGCAAUAUUUGAUUAUGUCUUUCCUGUCACCAACAUCCAUCCGCAAGAUUCUAGCUGUACCAAAGCAAGACAAGAUUGAUUUCCGCGCUGCGUGCUUUUGUCACAAGAACAUUGUGGACAUUGGUUUUGUCUGCUCAGUCUGUUUAUCUAUUUUUUGUCAACCACUCCCGGUUUGCUCUACAUAACGAAGUUCCCUAUCAAUACACUCAAACGACUCAAUGCUGCUCGCCCCAUUCUCACUCCUGCAAACUCACGCAUAGGACUUCCGCUGGCCAACUUGAACAACGCGGCAUCGCCUCGUCCAACUUCCACUCCACCGAAUGGGAUGUCCAGUCUCCGAUGACAAUGGGCAGAUGACAGUGUUGGAGCUUGGAUGUUGACGCGAAGCCGGAGAUUGAACAUUUGGAAUGUUACUACUACUAUAUAUGACCGGACCCUCGUGUCCACCCUCUUUCCCCAGUCUGUUAUUUGGGGAUAGAGGGUGUGUCUCUUACUUUGUCUCUCGCCCGC